Messenger RNA from Mya arenaria, 622 nucleotides. RefSeq lists its product as uncharacterized. The record is from RefSeq and is a predicted model, not a curated record. The transcript has 3 exons. Lineage: Eukaryota; Metazoa; Mollusca; Bivalvia; Myida; Myidae. The coding region runs from base 177 to 572 and encodes 131 amino acids.
AUUUAUUCUGUUUAGCCUCUUGAGUGUGAACUCAGACAUGAUAUUAUACAGUAGACACAUUUACUUAUAUGGUUGAGUGGCUGUUUCAGCCAUGUGUCAUGUUAUCUGCUAUUUACUAAACCUUGUUUAAACCAGAUCAUGCACAAGUGAGUUCGUACAAAAAUACAAAAAAAAUUAUGGACCGGUAUGACAGCUGUGAUGAAUAUGUUGAGUAUUACAAACAUCUCAUGUUCAUAUUGGAAUCAAAACAAAAGGAACUUCCUCGGGAUAAUGCCAGUCAAGAUUCGAUUAUGAGUUUUACGAUCGGUGGAGCUGUGGUCGGUGGGCUGCUAGGAGGGGGAGGCGGAGCACUCGUCGGAGCAGUCCUAGGUUACAUGUAUGGUUCGUUUAUCCAGGACUCCUUCAAAGAAAUAAAAGGCAAACUCAGAAACCAGACCAACAGCAGGAAAAGGGAGCUGGUACAUGCUGUCCAAGCCCUGAUCGGAAGCAACUCUAAGGCUGAACUAGACCUUUACGUGGAGGCUCGAUCGCAGCAAAAACAGCUCAUGGACUGUAUCAUGAAAUUCACUUGAACAAUUCGUGUCUGUAUCACGAAAUUUGCUUAAAUAAAUCAUAGACUUUA